Messenger RNA from Panicum hallii, 1532 nucleotides. Its product is annotated as TLD domain-containing protein 1. Lineage: Eukaryota; Viridiplantae; Streptophyta; Magnoliopsida; Poales; Poaceae. The coding region runs from base 100 to 1377 and encodes 425 amino acids. The transcript has 8 exons. The record is from RefSeq and is a predicted model, not a curated record. Gene Ontology annotation, molecular function: calcium ion binding.
AAAAUAGGGGAAAAGAAAGAAAAAAGAUCCGCGAGGAGUUCAAUUGGCAGUUGCUGAGCCUGAACGCGCUCGCCCUCGCCGUCGACGUUGCCGGCGGCGAUGGGGAACUCGCAGGCUUCAACGGCGUCCGCCUCCAGCUCCCGCUUCGUCAUGGCCUCCAGGGCCUUCUCGAAGCAGGAGCUGGAUAGCCUCCGCGCGCUAUUCACCUCCCUCGCAGCGCAGUCGCAGACCAGCGGCCGCGCCAUCUCACGCGCUGUCUUCCUCGAGUACUAUGGGGUGCGGGGGCCGUUAGGCGAGAGGCUGUUCCAGUUGGUGGCUAAGGAGAGUGACGGGAGCGAUGGAGUCACGUUCGAGGAUUUGAUCAUCUCCAAAGCAACAUAUGGAAGGGGAACUCGAGACGAGGUUGAUGAGUUCAUUUAUCAACUAUGUGACGUUACAGGAGAUGGUGUCUUAACAAGGUCUGAUCUGGAAGCUGUCUUGGCGUCCAUUCAUGAAACUGUAUUUGCAGAAAACAAGGGAGUUGGGGAAGGUUCCAAUGACAGAACGUUUGAAGCAUUCCUCAACUCUGCAGUAUUUUCGAAGGAUGCUGAAGGGGUCUCAGAGAAGGCUAUGUCAUUAUCAGACUUUAGGAAAUGGUGCACUCUCUUGCCAUCAUUGCGGAAAUUCCUUGGAAAUUUGUUGAUGCCCCCUGAUUCAGGCAGACCAGGGUUCGAAGUACCACUGCUUCACUAUCCUGAAAACAUCUCCACUGAUUUGCUACUUCUAAAUAAAGAGUAUGCCUGGCAUAUUGGAGGUGGCUUUUCCCAACAUGAGGUGCAAGAAUGGAAGCUUUUAUAUCAUAGUUCCCUUCAUGGGCAAAGCUUCAACACUUUCUUAGGCAAAGUAACGAAUGGUGAUGCGCAGACUGUUCUAAUUGUUAAAGAUACAGAAGGAUCAGUUUAUGGUGGAUAUGCACCACAGCCUUGGGAAAGGCACAGUGAUUUUUAUGGUGACAUGAAGACAUUCCUCUUCAAAUUAUACCCUCAAGCAUCCAUUUUCCGCCCUACAGGAGCAAACAAAAACUUGCAAUGGUGUGCUAUAAACUUCAGCUCUGAGAACAUACCUAAUGGUAUUGGCUUUGGAGGGCAGCCCCAUCAUUUUGGGCUCUUUUUAUCUGCAAAUUUCGAUCAAGGGCACUCAUUUACUUGCAGCACGUUUACCAGCCCUCCCCUUUCCAAGACAAACAGGUUCAGGCCAGAAGUCAUUGAAUGUUGGGGGAUACAAAUGAGGGGAGCACAAGAUGAAAAACCGGAGCUUGUCAAGGGGACAGUCCUUGAGAGAUUCAAAGAGGAUCGCAACAUGCUGAAGUUGGUUGGUUUGGCAAAUUCGAGUGAUUAAGGACUGACAGAGGAUCACAUUUUGCAAACUGUUAGUCUUGGAGAGCCUGUACAGCACAUGUUUAUAAAAGCAGUCCAUCUGGAUACCAUGUCUGUGUGUGUGCAUAUUUUUCCAUCGUGGGCAAGAGCCCGAAUUUCAGUACCGAGGCAACGAAA